AGUUGCACAACGUUCGACGAGUUAACGUAUUCGACAUCUAACUGGUUUGGAAAAUAUUUAGUGUCGUCAUACAUCGAAGCUUGGAGUAGCAUGAAACCCUUCCGCAAUUCAUUAUUCGUGUUGGGUGUGCUCAUACUGCUAGGGUCAGUGUCCAGAGCCCAAAUUGGAUUUCCCGAUGACAAGAAUGGCAAUGGCGGAGGAGCCGGUGGAGGUGUUUUAACAAGGCAAAUAGCGACAAAUGUAAGCUCAGGCGUUAUAUCUGGAAUUUUAACUGGUGCUGUUCCGUUGCAAACUGGAAUCGUUCCACCACUUGUCACGAAUGGGACCGGCCAAACUUGUGUUUGUAUUCCGACAGGACGAUGUACCAGCACUCCACCUUCGAAUGAUGGAUCCGGAAUGAUCGAUGUGCGAAUUGUAACGUCCCAAACUAGCAGUCCGAUUGGCCCUACGCCCAAUAUCGUAACACCAAGUACAUGUGCUUCAGGACUAGAGCGCUGCUGCUAUGCAGGGCCCUAUCAAUGUGGGCUUCAAUAUCCACCGGUGGCCGCUGCAAAGGCACCCGGACCUGGGCAAGCCUCGUACGGCGAGUACCCGUGGCAAGCGGUAUUACUUGGACCUGGUGACAUCUAUGCAGGAUCAGGUGCCUUAGUUAAUGCGUUGAAUAUCAUAACGGCAGCGCAUCGUAUAACUGAAUAUGUGAGCGGCUCAAAAGUACUAAAAAUUCGUUUAGGAGAAUGGGAUGCAUCAUCAGCAUCGGAACCGAUUCCAGCACAAGAGUACACCGUUACCAAAUUCUUUGUCCAUCCCAGCUACAAUUCGAUAAACCUUCAAAACGACAUAGCCAUACUACGACUCUCAUCAGCUGUACCAUUAGGGACAACACCUACGAUAACUACAGCGUGCCUUCCUGCUACAUCGUUUGUCGGGACGACUUGUUGGGUUUCUGGAUGGGGGAAGAACGAUUUUGUCAGCGGUUCAUAUCAGGCCAUUCAGAAGGAAGUCGACGUUGCUGUAAAAUCAUCCGCUGAUUGUCAAACCGCGCUUCGGACAACAAGGCUGGGAUCGACGUUUGUGCUGGAUUCGACCAGCUUUGUAUGCGCUGGUGGUGAAGCCGGUAAAGAUGCCUGCACCGGGGAUGGAGGCUCUCCGUUAGUAUGCUCGUUGGGUGGACGUUUCUUUGUUGUGGGAUUAGUUGCAUGGGGUAUCGGAUGUGGCACUUCAAAUAUACCAGGAGUUUAUGUGAACGUAGCAUCUUAUGUGCCAUGGAUUACUAGUACUUUAAACUCGCCUUAAAUAUAUUUUUUUAAAUGUUAUGUGUGAUUCGACAUGUUGGAUGUUUUAUUCUACCAUGAGCAUUCCGGAAGCAACUAAAUAACGAACAGAA
This is a messenger RNA of Armigeres subalbatus, 1384 nucleotides long. RefSeq names its product phenoloxidase-activating factor 2-like. Gene Ontology annotation, molecular function: serine-type endopeptidase activity. Bases 91 to 1293 code for a protein of 400 amino acids. The transcript has 6 exons. Gene Ontology annotation, biological process: proteolysis. Lineage: Eukaryota; Metazoa; Arthropoda; Insecta; Diptera; Culicidae. The record is from RefSeq and is a predicted model, not a curated record.